GGGAGAGUGAGGCCCGCCAGUCUGGCAGUGUCCAGCGUCGGUGACAAUAGGCAGGGAGUUGAUGACUAUAAAAGCUAUGGAGCUCCACCGCUUUUCUACCUAUACUCUUCUCGCACUCCUGGUCUUCUCUAUGCCAGCCGGAGCAGAAGAAGCGUCGGCCGGAGAGUGCUGCUACGGGGACGCCAGGGUGAAGCACGGCCAGGUGCUGCUCUCCCUCCCCAGCUGCUGCACCUCCCUAGUCUGCCAGAAUGGCCUGAUUCAGCGCCAGCACGUAGGAAAGCCGGGUGAUAAGAGCUGCUGCGAGUUUGAUGGGUUGAUGUACCCGGACGGCGCUACACUGCUGGCACAGUGCAUCCCUCUACGGUGCCUCUCGGGCGUCUGGACCCCGACACCAACCAUAGAAGACUGCUGUAGACAUUGUUACCUGUAUAAUGACCCACAUAUAAAGACCUUCGAUGACUAUAACUACGACUGGCACGGCAUCUGCAACUAUUCUCUUGCCCAGAGUGACUUCACUUACGCUCCAGAAGUGGGCGUGUUUAGCGACUUCAAUCAAUGCAAUAAUCAAGCUUCCUGCCUCUCCCGCACAACGUUCAGGGACAACCCCAACACCAUUAUCACACUUGACAGUGGAUCUGUGUUUGUGAUUAUCGUGAACGGAGAGCAGUAUACAGUCCCAGCCAGUGGUGCGCAUCCAGUGCAGUCUUCGGCAGGUCCGCACCCAGUGCUGGCCUGGCGGGACGCAGGCUGCAUCUACCUCCUGGGGUCCUCAAAGAUCGUACUGCAGCACUGUCUGCACCGGCUGGACGUGUGGGCGUACCCCAGCCACACUAAUCACCUGGACGGGCUCUGUGGCCACUACAACUUCUACAGGGACGAUGAUUUCACGGAUAGAAACGACCUCGCCCAUCCUCUACAGUUCUGGCCCUCUGCCUUCCCAGAGUCGUGGCGGACUGAAGACCAGACGGAUCGGAGGUGUUACAAAUGUCCCGGAUGCGAGACGGAAACGGCAAUAAACCCAUGCCAGACUCUUGUGCCUCAAGACGUACUAAAGUGCCGCCAGUUGCUCCACCCCAUCAUUGGCAGAGACCAGCAGCUAGUUUCGCACACAGAAACGUGUGCAUGGGACCUGUGCAUGAUGAGGGGUCGCGGAGCCACGGAGAGGAAGUUGGCGGCCUGGCUAGUGGAGGUGCAAGUCCUCCUCCAGCAGGUGAAGGUAAUCCUCGCCAGGACACUAGACUCGUGGGCGCCAAUCCCAGAGCCAGCUAACAUGACCUGUGUCCCCGGGUCGUACUGGCUUAGGGACUGCAAUCGCUGCAACUGCACGGAGUCUGGCAGAGCGCUGUGCACAGAGAUGUUUUGCAAAACUGAUUAUGUGCUGGAACUUGGUAGUGACGCCUGCACGGACGGCUCCAGGUGGACCAAGGAUGCUUGCAACUGGUGCGUGUGUGUGCGGGGAGGAGCAGUCUGCACCUUUCAUCCCUGUGAUGUCGCCUACAUCCCAAUGUCUACCUCUUCUGCCUAUGCUAUGCCCACGUACACCACCCCGGUCUAUACCACUCCAUCCUCUACAGCGAUAUACUAUACGAGGGAAUACACUACCCCGGUCUAUACAACUCCGUCCUCUACAAAGACUCGCAAUACUACGGAAUACACCAUCCCAGUCUAUACCACUCGAUCCUCUACAGUGAUGCACUAUACGACAGAAUACACCAUCCCAAGCUAUACCACUCGAUCCUCUACAGUGAUGCACUAUACGACAGAAUACACCAUCCCAAGCUAUACCACUCGGUCCUCUACAGCGACUAAUUAUACUACGGAAUACACCAUCCCAAGCUAUACCUCUCGGUCCUCUACAGGGACGCACCACACUACGGAAUACACCAUCCCAGGCUAUACCACUCAAUCCUCUACAACGACGCACUAUACGACAGAAUACACCAUCCCAGGCUAUACCUCUCGGUCCUCUACAACGACGCACUAUACGACAGAAUACACCAUCCCAAGCUAUACCACUCAAUCCUCUACAACGACGCACUAUACGACAGAAUACACCAUCCCAGGCUAUACCACUCGGUCCUCUACAGCGACGCACUAUACUACAGAAUACACCAUCCCAGGCUAUACCACUCAAUCCUCUACAGUGAUGCACUAUACGACAGAAUACACCAUCCCAGGCUAUACCACUCGGUCCUCUACAGCGAUGCACUAUACGACAGAAUACACCAUCCCAAGCUAUACCACUCAAUCCUCUACAGGGACGCACCACACUACGGAAUACACCAUCCCAGGCUAUACCACUCGAUCCUCUACAGUGAUGCACUAUACUACAGAAUACACCCUCCCAGGCUAUACCACUCGGUCCUCUACAGUGAUGCACUAUACGACUGAAUACACCAUCCCAAGCUAUACCACUCGAUCCUCUACAGUGAUGCACUAUACUACGGAAUACACCAUCCCAGGCUAUACCACUCGGUCCUCUACAACGACGCAUCAUACCACGGUCUACACUUACUAAAAUAAAAACCCAUGUGCACAAUAUUAGAGCCCCGCCACACCAGAAUAGAGAACUUUCCUGUUCUCGCCUUUUGUCAAAACUUCUGCCGACUUCAUAUAAUUGCCGCUGUAGUACGUUGGCUGGUAGAUUCUGAAGUCGACGGGUCCCCACCACUAGCGCGGUGUAAGACUAGCCUAGCUCACAAAUAACUUGUUUAGCCUACUUAUAUUAGGAUCUCUUCUUUAGACGGUAAAGCUGUGCACACGCAAAUAUGGUUUCUGAUCAAUUUUUUUGGCAUCAUUAGGUGUGUUUUCGUGUAUCUGCUUGGUGUCUUCAUUACCUCUGGAAACGGAGAGUUCCACACAAAAGCUGCAGCCUUAACCCUGUGCGGAUAAAGGCCUAGCGUAAUUGGGUAUUUCUACACACGUUUGUAAAGCUUGAUGUAUUUGCUGUUACUAAUAAAGCUCUAAUUUUUUUUUUAAAGAGGAA
Procambarus clarkii (red swamp crayfish) is the source of this 2986-nucleotide messenger RNA. RefSeq names its product mucin-6. The record is from RefSeq and is a predicted model, not a curated record. Gene Ontology annotation, molecular function: peptidase inhibitor activity. NCBI's taxonomy places the organism in Eukaryota, Metazoa, Arthropoda, Malacostraca, Decapoda, Cambaridae. Gene Ontology annotation, cellular component: extracellular matrix.